Molecule: messenger RNA, 3460 nt
Organism: Amphiprion ocellaris (clown anemonefish)
Lineage: Eukaryota; Metazoa; Chordata; Actinopteri; Pomacentridae
Gene: ephx1
Product: epoxide hydrolase 1, microsomal (xenobiotic)
Exons: 9
Coding region: 321-1688 (455 amino acids)
Biological process (GO): epoxide metabolic process
Molecular function (GO): epoxide hydrolase activity
Source: RefSeq, a predicted model, not a curated record
ACUUCCCAGGACAAACUCUUGUUCUGGCAUGUUUUCCCUUUCGUGCAGGUGUGGUAUAAUAAUGUAAUACUAUUAAUAAAAACUCGACUGACAGUUUAGCUGCUGCAGUCUGUUAAGCUGAAUGUCAGCAUUAUAAAAUAACAAUAAUUUAAGGUGAAGAACAGUAAAGUAGGUCGGAGUGAAGGAGCUCAGGUCGGGAAUCGGACGGAACCACUGAAGCAGCGUCCUGGACUGAACUGGACCUUCAGACUCAGUGGAUCGACUGCAGUCCCGUCUUUCUCCAUUCAUCAGCUCCUGUCUCGGUGCAAAGGCUUUCCAUCAUGUUCACAGAGGUGCUAGCUGCUCUGGUGAUCGGAGGACUGAUCUACUUCCUGGUUCAGAGGAGCAGGACCCAGGUUCUUAAGACUGAGGAUGGCUGGUGGGGGGCUGGAGUACGAUCUGCCGCUGAGGAGGAUGUCACCAUCUGCCCCUUUAAAGUUACCACCAGCGAUGAAGAGCUGGAGGACCUGUACAGGAGGAUUGACCAGACUCGUCCUGUUCCAUCACUCGAGGACAGUCAGUUUAAUUAUGGCUUCAACUCCCACUACCUGCAAAAGGUGUUGUCUUACUGGAAAAAUGACUUUGACUGGAGGAGACAAGUUGACAAACUCAACCAGUACCCUCAUUUUAAAACCAACAUCGAAGGUAUUGAUGUCCAUUAUGUGCAUGUUAAGCCCAAGAAGGUGCCAGAGGGGACCAGUCCCAUCCCUCUGAUUAUGGUUCAUGGCUGGCCCGGUUCAUUCUAUGAGUUCUACGGGUUGAUUCCUCUGCUGACAGACCCAUCAGACCCAAACGACCUAGUGUUUGAGGUGGUGUGUCCCUCCAUACCAGGAUAUGGCUUCUCUGAAGCACCACAUAAGAAAGGUUUUAAUUCGGUUUGUGCGGCCCGUAUCUUCCACAAACUGAUGAAGCGUCUGGGCUUCCAGCAGUUCUACGCUCAUGGAGGAGACUGGGGCUGGCUGGUCACCACUAAUAUGGCUCAGCUGGAACCCAAAAUCGUCAAAGGCCUGCAUGUGAACUUUGCUCCACCCUCCAAGCCGGGGCUGCUCAUGACUUUAUCCAUCAUGCUUGGCCGUCGUUUCCCUAAGCUAUUCGGCUUCACCGACAGGGACACUGAGCGCCUCUAUCCCUGCAUGGAGAAACUGGUGGUGGAAUCCAUCAAAGAGAGUGGCUACAUGCACAUUCAGGCCACCAAGCCUGACACUGCAGGACGAGGGCUUAAUGACUCUCCCGUGGGUCUGGCUGCCUACAUUCUGGAGAAGUUCUCCACGUGGACAAACCGCGACUUCAGGAACCUAGAGGACGGGGGACUCACCAGGAAGUUCUCUCUGGACGACGUGCUGACUAACGUGAUGAUCUACUGGACGUCCGGCUGCAUCACCUCCUCCAUGAGGUUCUACAAGGAAAACUUUGGCAAAGGUCUCAAUGACCCACAUGUAAAGAUACCAGUCUAUGUGCCCACCGGCUUCGCCUCCUUUCCUAACGAGCUGAUGCACACACCUAAACUGUGGGUGCAACAGAAAUACCGUAAACUCGUGAGCUUCACCCCCAUGGCUCGUGGCGGCCAUUUUGCUGCUAUGGAAGAGCCCCAGCUGAUGGCCGAAGACAUCCAGAAGUUUACAAAAAUGGUGGAGAAGAAGAAACAGUAGAGUUUGCACUGAUGAACAGGUGAAGGAACUGUAAGUAAAGCAGAUCAGUGAAUCAGAAACUAGAACGUCGCGCUGAGCUGUAAGUAGGCACAUAUAGACAGUAAAUGUAGAUAGUCAAGUACGGUUUUUUUAUGUAGUGGAAUUUACAACAGAGUAUAGAUUUUUAAAUGAAAUUCCUAAUCAUAUUUUUUAUUGACUGAACCAGUCGUAUACAGUGAUAGUAUUACAAAAUGUGUUUGUUUGAAACUCGUGCAGUCAAGAAGGAACAGAGAAAGCACAGAAGAUUAAUUCAUGAGAUUAGUAGAUCAGAAUGUAUGGGGAAUUCUGUUUGCAAGCUGUGUGUGCUACAAAAAGAAUGGACAAAUGAUUGUACAGUAACAAAACAAGAUAGCAGGAGCAGGAAAUCUACAAGUCCAGCUCCUUUUGAAUCAACUUUUAGUCUACAGCUUUCACUUUUAAACUCAUAAUGAAGAUACAUUUUGUACAUAAAGGAAUGUUUUAAGGAUGCAGUACUAAUUCAAGCACUACCAUUGUUAUCUACAAAAGCACAGUAAUACAUUUACAGCAAAACACUUUUUCCAAGUAUCGUAAAAACCUGCAGCUUGAAUCACAGCGCGUUUGUGAGUUUGGGAGCUGCAGAUGCAUUAUUGAACACGGGCCACUUCACUGUAGUUUCUGACUUUUUUUAACUGCUUCCCUCAGUCUUGUGGUCUAAAGAACAGUUUACUAAGCAGCUGCAGAUGGGAGGUCAGAGGACACUUGGUGUUAUUGUGUUGACAGCAUAGACAAGGUGCCAGGCAUUCCUCUGACUGAUAGCAUGAAACCUCUGUACAUAGUAACACGAUUGCCUUAAACCCUCAGAUAAUGUUUAAUUAUUUUUUUUAACUUCUUUUCAUUGAAAACAUACAUUUAGUAGUUUAAAAUCUUUUAAAGCAGAUUUUUCAGUGCUCGGUUUAUUCCACACUUAACGGAAUAAGUAGUUAUUUUACGGUUGCCUUUGAUUCUUUGUGAGUGUCUCUAGACUCACAAAUCUGAUGCAAAUGUGCAUCAGAUCCACAUUUUGUAUCACCAAUUGCUGGAUUUGCUCAUUUCAAGCCGUUUAGAAUGUCUCGAAUUAUGGGUUAUUAAUGCCAACUUUACAAUUCAAUUCAGUGUAAUUUUAUUUAUAUAGUGCAGAUUCACAACGUAUGUCAUCUCACGGCAGUUAACAUAGUAACGUGCAGACCUUACGAAUCAUAAACAACAGAAAACCCAGCUAUCCAAAGUUGCCUUUGGAUUACCUAUGAGCGACGGUGGGAAGGAAUGGAAAAAAAAAACCUAAAGCAGGAAGGGAAAAAAACUCAGACAGAACUAGGCUUAGGGAAGGCGGCCAUUGCUUUGAAUGGUUGGGUGAGAGUGGGGAUGAGGGGGGUGGGAAUAACAGGAUAACUACUUUAUUAUGUCUUCUAAAGAUUUUUGACAGUCAUGGCGACGCUAUAAACUCACAUAGAAAAAAUAGACAGUUAACGCAUUACGUUGCUCUUGAAUAAGCUAAAUAGAAUCUGCAAUGCUGUUUGACAAGCUUUGUUUGGAGAAUGAUUAUUAAAUGAUGACAUUUAUUUAGUCUUACGAGAGUGUAAAGAUGUUUUUACUGCAUUGUUCAGUUCAGACUUUUACUUCACAGUAAUUUUACAAUGACAUGUAAUUUCUGUACAUGUUGUCAAUAACGUGUUGCAUCUCAGAUCAUGUCACGCUGUUCUUUUUUUAACCAAAUAAAAUUGACACAAAUCGGA